Motacilla alba alba is the source of this 891-nucleotide messenger RNA. It is a transcript of the gene NAA20, whose product is annotated as N-alpha-acetyltransferase 20, NatB catalytic subunit. The record is from RefSeq and is a predicted model, not a curated record. Gene Ontology annotation, molecular function: protein-N-terminal amino-acid acetyltransferase activity. The transcript has 6 exons. Gene Ontology annotation, biological process: N-terminal peptidyl-methionine acetylation. NCBI's taxonomy places the organism in Eukaryota, Metazoa, Chordata, Aves, Passeriformes, Motacillidae. Bases 114 to 650 code for a protein of 178 amino acids. Gene Ontology annotation, cellular component: NatB complex.
GGGGCGCUCCGUGUGCCGCCUCUCCGCGGCGAAAGAGGCCGCUGGGCUGCGAGCGUUUCCGGGGCAGCGUCGUCACCGUCGCGCUCAGCGUCUGCGCCGGGAUCGCCAUCAUCAUGACAACGCUCCGCGCCUUCACCUGCGACGACCUCUUCCGAUUCAACAACAUCAAUCUGGACCCGCUGACCGAGACCUACGGGAUCCCCUUCUACUUGCAGUACCUCGCCCACUGGCCCGAGUAUUUCAUCGUCGCCGAGGCGCCCGGCGGGGAGCUGAUGGGUUACAUCAUGGGCAAAGCCGAAGGCUCUGUGGCUAGGGAAGAAUGGCAUGGACACGUUACUGCUCUCUCUGUUGCACCAGAAUUUCGACGGCUUGGUUUGGCUGCUAAAUUGAUGGAGCUCCUGGAAGAAAUUUCAGAAAAAAAGGGUGGAUUUUUUGUCGAUCUCUUUGUGAGAGUAUCAAAUCAGGUUGCUGUAAAUAUGUAUAAGCAACUAGGCUACAGUGUGUACCGGACAGUCUUAGAGUACUACUCAGCUAGCAGUGGGGAGCCAGAUGAAGAUGCUUAUGAUAUGAGAAAAGCUCUUUCCAGAGAUACAGAGAAGAAAUCAGUUAUACCUCUGCCUCAUCCUGUGAGACCAGAAGACAUUGAGUAACUUUAAGCUGUGGUUCUCAUGCAAUUUACUAAGGGUCAGAUUCCAUCUCCUAUAACCCCAAAAACUUAUGCAUAAGAAGUUUUAGGCCAAAUGUUUUUCCAAUAAAAUACUUGAAAGCAAUGUUGAGAAGCUGACUAACUGCUUCUAUUGGUAAUGUCUGUAUACUGCCACACUUACUCUAUUAUUUUUCCUUUCACAUGUUGGAGAUUUGGAGACUAUUAAAAUGGAAUUACUUCCUGUA